CGCCAUCUCGGCGCGACUCUUCAUUUCCUUAGAGUUAUCUGACUGCUCCGCUUGCGCUAUGCCGAAAGUCGUUUCCCGUUCGGUGGUCUGCUCUGACACCCGGGAUCGCGAGGAAUAUGAUGACGGCGAGAAGCCCCUCCAUGUCUACUACUGUUUGUGCGGCCAGAUGGUCCUGGUGCUGGAUUGUCAAUUAGAGAAAUUGCCUAUGAGGCCUCGGGACCGGUCUCGCGUGAUUGAUGCUGCCAAACACGCUCAUAAGUUUUGUAACACGGAAGAUGAGGAGACUACCUAUCUUCGGAGGCCUGAGGGCAUUGAACGUCAAUAUAGAAAGAAGUGUGCAAAGUGUGGGCUGCCGCUCUUCUACCAGUCCCAGCCGAAGAACGCGCCUGUGACGUUCAUCGUGGAUGGAGCAGUAGUGAAAUUUGGUCAAGGCUUUGGGAAAACCAAUAUAUAUACUCAGAAGCAAGAGCCUCCUAAGAAGGUGAUGAUGACCAAACGGACUAAAGACAUGGGCAAGUUCAGCUCUGUUACUGUGUCUACCAUUGAUGAGGAAGAAGAAGAGAUAGAGGCUAGGGAAGUUGCCGACUCCUAUGCACAGAAUGCCAAAGUGAUUGAAAAACAGCUGGAGCGUAAAGGCAUGAGCAAGAGGCGACUGCAAGAGUUGGCUGAAUUGGAAGCCAAGAAAGCAAAAAUGAAAGGGACUCUGAUCGACAACCAGUUCAAAUAAUUCAGAUCUUUCUGAGUUCAGACUGGAGGCCGGCACUUAGAUCAAGACGAAAGAGCUUCUUAAUUUCAUGGUCUCGUUUCUAUGUCCCAGGAAGAAUCUUUCUAACCAUCCCAUUGAGUUUCCUGCAUUAUUGUCCUUGUCUUUCACUGAAAUCCUUGACUCCAUUUCACUUGCUUUCUAGGAAGUAGAUUGUUUUCAAAAAUCUUUGUAUAAGUAAGUUUUCUGUCUUACUUGUCUUUGAGACAAGUUCCUGGUACACACUGGAGGACGGUCCUAAACUUGAUCCUCCUGUCUUAGCCCCUCCAGUGCUGUAACUGCAGGAAUGCACCACCGUGCCUGGCUUCCCUGUCAGUCCUCUUCUGUGAUAUCUUUAGGGCUAGAUAAGUCUCUAGUUUCUAAAGUUGAUGGUUUUUUAUUUCUUCUUCAAAGCUAAUAACUGUUUUAAAAUUUUUGAAAAAAUAAGGUAUGGGAGGAAAGUUGGAGGAAUUAAAAUUAAUUCCUUCUAACUCUUAAAAGGUGGAUCCUUUUAAGAGAUUCUGUCUCUGAUCUUCGAACUGUCCUUGGAAUUAACUAGGGUUUGAAUCAUUCUCUUGUUGGUAGAAAUCAGUUAGAAACCCGAAUCUGCAGAAAUAUUUCUUUACUUAAGAUAGUAGAGUUAUAUGUGAGCCAUGCCAUAUGAAACUACAGAAUUAAAGAAGGAAAAGCCAUGUGGCUGGGGGUGUAGCUCAAUAAUGGAGUACAUGCUAGGCAUGUGUGAGGACAUCCCCAGCACCAAAAACAAAAAAAAGAGGAAGAGCCAGAUUGCAGAUGCAGGGGUAGGGUAGCUCAGGUCUGAAUGAAAAUAUGGCCUUGCUAAGUAACCCAAAGGAGCUAGUCAGUCAGCUGGGGGAAUUACUGUGUGAGUACACAGGAGGGGCGUAGUAAGAGUAGAUUAUCUGUUGGGUGUCUUGUUUUCCAUUUGCUACUUGCAGAAGCCUGUUUGAAGUGUGUCAAUCCUUCAGUGAUGUCAGUAUCCACGUGGUUCUUCCCAUAUUCCUAUCUGUUUGCCUGUAUUGCAAGGCGUGAGGAAACAUGGAGUGUGUUGCCCUCCUGGUGUUAUCUCUGACCAGUUGCACUUUUAAGACUUGUUUGUGAGGUGCUGCCGGGAAGUCAUUUUCUUUGCCUUUUUUUCUGAUUUCAUUACUUGCAGGGAAAUAGGCUAGAGUGGAGGUACAGUUGAGCUAGCAAAAACUGGGCCAAAGAGGAUUGGGACUGCUGGGAAUGCACAGACUGGUACCAUGUUACCACCUUCCCAGUUACUCUGCAGCCAGUGAAUGGGAUCUUCCUUUGGCUAAUUCUUCACCUCCUUUCCUCUCCUAGUUUUUUUUUUGUUUUUUGUUUUUUUGUUUUGUUUUGUUUUUCGAGACAGGGUUUCCCUGUAGUUUCUAGAGCCUGUCCUGGAGCUAGCUCUUGUAGACCAGGCUGGCCUCGAACUUCCUAGUUGUGAGACAGAAUUAACAUUGUAUGAAUGACCAACUGUGUCCACCAGACAAUAACCUCUGCCUUUACUCCACUUUAUUCCCAAAUUCCUAUGUGCACAGCUUGGAUAUACUUACACCACCUCAGACAUUCAGGCUUCUAGUCUCUGGCCACAGCCUCUGAUUACUGCUAGUCUCACGGACUUACUUCCUUGUAGACCUUUUUAGGUGUGUGUUUAGACUUGAGGGGGCGCUUAUUUUGUUAGUAAUAAUGAAAACUAAUAGUAAUAGCAGCAUUAAUACUCGUUACUCUCCAGUGAAUACUUGGUGUGUGUCAGAUACUGUGGAAAGCACUUUAGAGGUAUUGGCUCUCUGACAAUACCUCCUAUGAUAGUUAACUCUUGUCAUCACCUUUUUCAAAUGAACACCCCUGAAGCUCAAACUUCAAGUUCCCCAAGAGCCACUCGCCAGGAAUUGGGAAAGCCAAAAAUCUGACUGUAAAACUCAAGCUCUACUAUGCUGACCUGCUUCUCCUGUGGAAUCUUUAUUUAUAUGUAUGUAUAGUUAGAUCAGAACAUAAUCAUUUUGAAAAAUCAAGUGACGUGCAAUGUAAAAAUAUUCAGCUAGAGAACCCCCUAAAGCAAUUCUGUGGUUAUACUUCUACAUAUUUUCUGAAAUAUUUUCUGUUAGAUAAAUCACAACCAUUUCAACUUCUGGCUCAAGUUACAAAUUUUGCUUCCUCUAUAAAGAUAUGAAACAUUAUGUCAUUAAUAUCAAGUGAGUGUGUACAUUUCAUUUCUUUUUAUUAAAAAUUAUUGAAACAAUAUGAUGUACUUUCCCUAUUAAUUUCUAAUGCUUUUAUAAGCAAAUGUGUUAAUUUUAAUAAAAAGAGCCAUAUUGAAA
This is a messenger RNA of Arvicola amphibius (Eurasian water vole), 3087 nucleotides long. It is a transcript of the gene Steep1, whose product is annotated as STING1 ER exit protein 1. Lineage: Eukaryota; Metazoa; Chordata; Mammalia; Rodentia; Cricetidae. The transcript has 7 exons. The record is from RefSeq and is a predicted model, not a curated record. Bases 59 to 727 code for a protein of 222 amino acids.